This is a messenger RNA of Eutrema salsugineum, 924 nucleotides long. Its product is annotated as polyadenylate-binding protein 2. The record is from RefSeq and is a predicted model, not a curated record. Bases 85 to 747 code for a protein of 220 amino acids. The transcript has 6 exons. NCBI's taxonomy places the organism in Eukaryota, Viridiplantae, Streptophyta, Magnoliopsida, Brassicales, Brassicaceae. Gene Ontology annotation, molecular function: RNA binding.
AUCCAAAUCGGCUAAAGUGCCCUAAGUGUUUUUAGUUUAAAAAAAAAAAAAGCAAACGUCGCGACGGAGAGAGAUUGAGAGACGAUGGAGGAAGAGGAGCACGAGGUUUACGGGGGAGAAAUUCCCGACGUCGGAGAGAUGGAUGGUGAUAUGGAGGCUCCUAAUCCGGACAUGGACAUGGCUUCCGCCGAUGAUGAUGCCGUUAAGGAGUUGGAUGAGAUGAAGAAACGGCUGAAGGAGAUGGAGGACGAGGCUGCUGCUCUGCGUGAGAUGCAGGCUAAGGUCGAGAAGGAAAUGGGAGCCCAAGAUCCUGCUACUAUAGCAGCAAAUCAGGCAGGCAAGGAAGAGGUGGAUGCUCGAUCGGUUUUUGUUGGCAAUGUUGAUUACGCUUGUACACCAGAAGAAGUGCAGCAACAUUUCCAAUCAUGUGGCACUGUCCAUCGGGUGACAAUUCUGACAGACAAGUUUGGGCAGCCAAAGGGAUUUGCUUAUGUCGAGUUUGUUGAAGUCGAAGCUAUACAAGAGGCUCUACAACUGAAUGAAUCAGAGUUACAUGGUCGUCAAUUAAAGGUCUUGCCUAAGAGAACAAAUGUUCCUGGAUUGAAACAGUACCGUGGUAGAAGAUUCAACCCAUACAUGGGCUACCGAUUCCGCAGACCGUUCAUGCCUCCGUAUAUGUAUUCUCCGUAUGGAUAUGGGAAAGCUCCGAGGUUCAGAAGGCCAAUGCGUUACAUGCCUUACCAAUAAAAAUCGUCAUGGUUUAAACAUAGAGCGGAUUCGUAUUAUGGGCUAUAUCCAUCCUUUGUUGAACUUUAUUUAUGACUUUUGCUCUCUUGUUUUUACAACUUAUCGUGUAAACAUUUCGAAUCUUGACUGGUAUAUCGUUUGAGAUGAAUCAUAUGAAGACAUUUGGUUCAUGUGUUA